AUGGCACAACUGUAUCAAAAUUUCCUUAAGAACGUCCAGGGUUUCGAGAACAGGAAGGCGAUCCUGAACAUCGUCUCCUCGCUGUUCCUCGGCACGACACCCUCUGUCGCCCAUCCUGACGCUUUGGAAAUCGACGAGAGCUUGCUCAACGCUGAUUGGCGUCAUGGUCGUCUUGCUGGCUUCUCGCAGGAGAAGAUGUCUCAUCUUGACGAGGGCAACCGGGGUGUCUCUCUAGCUUACACCUAA
Dacryopinax primogenitus is the source of this 246-nucleotide messenger RNA. RefSeq lists its product as uncharacterized. The transcript has 3 exons. Lineage: Eukaryota; Fungi; Basidiomycota; Dacrymycetes; Dacrymycetales; Dacrymycetaceae. Bases 1 to 246 code for a protein of 81 amino acids. The record is from RefSeq and is a predicted model, not a curated record.